AAUGUUGAGUUAAAAAGUGCUUAGAUUUAUACAUUAAAAAAUUAGCUGAGGCAGUUGCGGUGGGCCAAGAGCAUGAGUCGCUUGCCUGGGCGCUGCCCGCUGUCCCGCUGCCCUCUGAGCGCAACCAUGUCCCAGGAGAAGCCCAAGGAGAGCGUGAAGAGGAAAAAGGACCACAUCAACCCUAAGGUUGCCGGGCAGGAUGGCUCCAGGGUCCAGUUCAAGAUCAAGAGACACGCACCGCUCCGCAAGCUGAUAAAGGCCUCCUGCCAGCGCCAGGGCUUGUCCAUGAGACGGAUUCGAUUCAGGUUUGAUGGACAACCAGUUAAUGAAACAGACACCCCAACACAGCUGGAGAUGGACGAUGAGAACACCAUCGAUGUGUUCCAGCAGCAGACGGAGGGGUGGGGGGUGGGGCUCCAGCGGGGCCAGCUGCCUCUUGGGGGAGGGGGCGGCCUCUAGAGCCCCCGUCCCCUCGUGGCGCCGGGCCGUGUUUGCUGUCGAACAGUGCACGUGUGGUCAAGCCCGUCGCAGGCAGGCUCGGACACCGAGGACAUUCCCCAGGAGGACUUUGCUCUGAUGCACUCAGCGCCACCGCGGCGACAGUCCCCAGCCUCCCUCGGCCUGUCCCCUGGUAACUUUGUUUGGGUAAAAUGCCCAUGUGAAGGGGGACUUGGGCUUUUUUUUUACUUAUUUGUUUUUUCCUCCCUCCUAUGACAUAUUCUCCCAACUUGUGACCUGAAUGCCUGCUUUCUGUCUAGAUGGGGAUCUUAACCCCAGGUGUUGAGCCCCCCCUCAUUCCAAUCAUGGAGAGAACUGUCACCACUCUGGGGGUGCUUCUAUGGGGCCAGUUUUGGGGUCACGGUCAGUAUGGGAGAUACACUUUCACUUACUGUUUAUUGGUGGCACGGGUUUUUUUUUUAAUGCUAAAUAUUAGAAAUGUAAGCUUUGCCAGAAUAUAGGAAAGUUGAAGAGGAAAGACUGGAAUGUUUCUUAAAGGUAUGAGGUUCUGCAGUAACACGGCCCUAGGUGGUGUAUGGGGCCCUGGACCCAUUGCCAUCAAUGGCUGGUGACACUGCUCGGACACAAUGAAAAUGGGCUUUUCCCCUCUUCUUAACAGAAAAGGAAGUAAGUCCCACACAUCUGCUGUGGUCACAGUGCCAAGGCCUCAGAUUUCCUCCAGUAUUUACUUCUGAUGAGUAACGAUGGUCUAUAUGUAAACUAGGAAGAUAGAAUACUGCUGAUUUUGCCGUUAUGUCUUUGUGUAAAAGAGCUGCUUCAAAGUGUGGCUACAAGUGAGAGAUGCCUCCGGGUUCUCUCCAAGGACCGUGCUCUGCUCCCCAAGUUGGUAUGGAGCUUACACGUUAUGUGUGAUUUCGGUUCUGUGCAGCAUUUUGGGGUCUGUCUUGGUCAGCCUCCAAUGGUUGUCCCGUUGCCGUUCCGUGCGGACUCACUCCUGUCUGGUGGCCCCUGGCAGCCUGUUCGGGUCACCUGGGCAGGAUGACCACCGUCAUCUCCUGCCCACCUGAAACCUCACUGGAGAAGUCUGCACUUCAUUUGUACCUUGCUGUUCGGGCACGGGCGGGAUGUCUGCCGGUUCUGUUGUGUUUAUUCCCCACUUUGUAUAUUAUUUGUUGUCCUGUACUACUGUCAAUGGUAAAUAUUGUUUGGUAUUCUGUCGGAAAAAAAAAAAAUAGCCGAUAAUACAAGAUAGCAUGAACAAGCCCCAAGAUGAGUCAUUCAAGAGGGGAGAUCACUUAGAUGAAUGAGGGAGAAAAAAAAAUUUUUUUUGAUCAUCCACCAGAAGUAAUAAGGUCAUCUCCUUCCCUCCACAAAAGGACAAUGUGAUCUUAGGUUGCAUUAAGAUGAGAACAAAGGAGGGGCUCGCCUUGGUAAAUCCCCUGGAGAUUUUGAAGGGUUUAAAAAGUCUUCAGUGGAGCCAGAGGAGAGAGCCAACAGGGUGAGGAGCCUAGAAUCAGAAAGUAUAAGAAGUUUGGGGAUAUUUAUGGUGUGGUCUUCAAAUACCUAACUGACAGACAUAUGAAAAGAAAUCUAGAUUUAUCUUUGAAAUCUCUGGAGUUUUAAACUGCUAAGUCACUUCAGUUGUGUCCUACUCUU
Molecule: messenger RNA, 2115 nt
Organism: Cervus elaphus (red deer)
Lineage: Eukaryota; Metazoa; Chordata; Mammalia; Artiodactyla; Cervidae
Product: small ubiquitin-related modifier 3-like
Exons: 1
Coding region: 73-459 (128 amino acids)
Biological process (GO): protein sumoylation
Cellular component (GO): nucleus
Molecular function (GO): ubiquitin-like protein ligase binding; protein tag activity
Source: RefSeq, a predicted model, not a curated record